Ctenocephalides felis (cat flea) is the source of this 2413-nucleotide messenger RNA. Its product is annotated as neuroligin-4, Y-linked-like. Gene Ontology annotation, molecular function: signaling receptor activity; neurexin family protein binding. The coding region runs from base 1 to 2322 and encodes 773 amino acids. The transcript has 16 exons. Gene Ontology annotation, cellular component: postsynaptic membrane; synapse; cell surface. Gene Ontology annotation, biological process: modulation of chemical synaptic transmission; postsynaptic membrane assembly; chemical synaptic transmission. NCBI's taxonomy places the organism in Eukaryota, Metazoa, Arthropoda, Insecta, Siphonaptera, Pulicidae. The record is from RefSeq and is a predicted model, not a curated record.
AUGGCGUCUGACAGCUUUGCGGACUACAUCACGUCGCAUUGCUGCUUCGCUGCUGCAUCGACAAAAAGCGACGGGCAUACUCCGAAAGAAAGCGAAAGUUUGCACAAGUACCCCGUGGUAGUUUUCAUCCAUGGAGAGUCUUACGAAUGGAACAGCGGGAACCCGUACGAUGGAUCGGUGUUGGCAGCUUACGCGAGACUGGUCGUCGUCACUGUCAACUUCAGGCUGGGCAUAUUAGGUUUCCUAAACCCGAGCUCGCAGCCGUCUCGUCAAGCCCAACAACGCGCCCCGUCCAACUACGGGCUCAUGGACCAACUGGCAGCUCUACAUUGGCUGCAAGAAAACAUACACGCUUUUGGCGGUGACCCAAGACAAGUAACUUUAAUGGGCCAUGGAACUGGAGCGGCUUGUGUUCAUUUCUUGAUGACAAGCAGCGCAGUACCGGAUGGAAUACUAUUCAACCGAGCGAUCAUGAUGUCCGGAUCAGGCCUAAGCCCGUGGUCGUUGGUGCGGGACCCGGCGUCGCACGCCGAGAACGUGGCGCGUAACGCGAACUGCUCCUUCUCGUUAUCCCCUCAAGAUCUGUUGAAAUGUUUGCGAGAUCGACCCCUCGAGGUCAUUCUCAAACCGCAAACAGACGAUGAUGCGUUCAAGUUCUCAUACGAAUUUGGACCGAGCGUAGACGGGGUGGUUAUAGAUACGGGCGAUUCAAACAAUCAAGACUCGUCGAAUUCGGAAUCUGGGUCGGUUUAUACAUCAGCUAAUGGAGCUAGUACGUACAACAUGGUGAAUACGAUUAACAAUGUUCUUCUGAGGAAAGACGCCAUCAACAAGCUGACCAGGUACGACUUAUUGCUAGGCGUGACUCGUGCCGAAGCAUAUUUUUCAUUCAGCGGAGACGACGCCCAAUAUGGAAUCGAGCCCGAGAGGAGAAAUAAAAUUCUAAAAUCGUUCGUCAGUCAAGCUUAUACAUAUCACCUGGCCGAAAUAUUGGCGACUGUUAUUAAUGAAUAUACGGAUUGGGAAAGGCCUGUACAGCAUCCGAUUAAUAUAAGAGAUGAAACCCUGGAAGCAUUGAGCGACGCUCAAGUAGUUGCUCCUGCCACUCGAACCGCAGAUUUGCAUUCACAAGAUCACAGAAACUCGUACCUGUAUGUUUUUGACUAUCAGACACGUGCCGGUGAUUAUCCACAGCGUCAGGGAUGUAUUCAUGGCGAAGAUUUGCCGUAUGUUUUUGGCGCACCUUUGGUUAGCAAUUUGGGUCAUUUUGCGAAAAAUUUCACGAAGGCGGAAUCUCUUCUGUCUGAAACCGUUAUGUUGUACUGGAGUAAUUUUGCAAGAACAGGGAAUCCUAAUGAAGCUCCAGACCCAGCUGAUGCAGCAUUGGCGGCAAAAGCAGAAAGAUCAAGGGCAAGAAACAUCGAAUGGACGGCUUACGAAAGCGUUCACAAAAAAUACCUCAACAUAGAUACAAAACCUAAACUGAAAAACCAUUACCGAGCACAUAGGUUGUCAUUUUGGCUAAAUUUAAUUCCUGAUUUACACAAACCCGGUGGAGAUGACGUUCCACCUUCGCAUCAUCAAUUGAUAUUGGACGAAAAUAAUCAGGGAUCAUCAGCCGGCGGCCCACAGGUUACACCUGGGAGACCGACGGCAACACAAAAUACUGGGUCUGCAGCAAAAGCUGAUAAUAGUGAUAACACUGAGAUCCUGCCAGGUUCUAGGGAUAAUGAAAUAGGAUCAACAAUAAUAGGAUUGAAAAAUAUAACAAAUAUUGGAAAUUAUGGAAAUGCAGGAAUUAACGUUGGUGGAUCACAGAAUGGUCUGUCUGACGACGGAUUUGCUGCAUAUUCAACAGCUUUAAGUGUAACAAUAGCAGUUGGAUGUUCCUUAUUGAUAUUAAACGUUCUCGUAUUUGCUGGUGUUUAUUAUCAGCGCGAUAAGACGAGACUGCAUGACGCCAGGCAAAGGCGCGACACGGGAAACGCUAAGAAACGACAGCGUCAAGAGAAUGGAACACUAGCAAAUAGCAUAUGUGGCGAACUGAUGCUGAGCUCUGAUCCUGGUCACCAUGGUCAUCCAGGUGACACGGCCAUGAUCACACUGACUUCAAAACCACCGCCUCCGCCAGGCAGUGUCGGAGUUGUUGGUCUGACCAGAUUGGAUGAGUUAGAACUAAGACACCAUCAUAAUAAUGCUAUGUUAAAUAACAGAAAAGUUGAAUAUGGUGGUACGAUGCCAAGAAAUCCACCACCACCGCCACAAAGAGGUGGUACUUUGGGUAGGAUGCCAAAACAUCAGCAAGAUGAAUUAAGAGUGUGACGAUAAUAAAUUUAGUGUUUUUGUGUAUGAAACAUCUGCAAGAUAAAUAAUUUAAAAUCAGUUGAACAUUAUUGAUAUCAUUUUGAAUAAA